CCAUGUCGUAGUUUUUUCUCCUCCCUUCUGUUUUAUGUGACCACAUGAGCAGGUUUACAUACAUUUCCACUCCUCCCCUUCUAAAUUGACAUUUUUUAAAUGUUGUAUAUUUAUUUAUUUAUUUAUUUAUUUUUACUUUUUUUUUAAUGCGGUCGCUGCUCCGAUGAGCCGCCUUCUGUUUGGUUGACGCUGAAGAGGAGCAUGACAAGUUGCAGCGUUCGACUUCAGACAUGGAGCAACCCGCGUCUCACAGCGAAGCAGCAAACGGCGGCUGCUUCGACAAGAGCUGCUCGUCACUCGCGGUGGACGACGUCUACGAGAUUGCCAAAGUCCUCGGCGCCGAGCUGGAGAGGCUCAUCGACGGCUACGGCAAAGAGAGCGUGCUGGGCCUGGUAGCCAGGGUGGUGAAAGUGCUGGAGCUUCUGGAGAGCUUCGCGGCCAGGAAUCAGGCACACCAGCACCGUGAAGAAGAACUGCUCCGGGCCUUCGAGAGCUUACAGCUGCAGCGCAAGAAACGAGCGGCCAAGGACAACGACGAAAUCAACGAAAAUCACGAAACGCGGGAGGAGCAGCAACAGAAGGAGCAGCAAUGGAGGAGCAAGUGUGAGGAGCUGCAAGUGCAAAUCCAGCAGCUUCAGGAAGACAACAGACAGCUGCAGAACAGGCUAAAGGGAAGCCACGUGCAGGAUGAUCGUGUCCAGCGGCAGGAGCGAGAGGUGAUGCUGAAGCUGAAGCAGGUGGUGGACAAGCAAAGAGAUGAGCUGAGGGCCAAAGUUCAAGAGAUCGCCACCAUCUCCAAGGAGGUGGAGGCGCUCCAGGAGCAGCUGGAGCGCUUCAUGAAGAUGAAUGGGGAGCUGCGACACAAGCAGAACGUGCUGCAGGCCCAGCUCAAGAGCACCGUGGAGAGAAAGGCCGACAUGGAGGCCGACCUGAAAGAGAAAGCCAAAGUGAUCGAAAAGCUGCAAGCGCAGAUGGACAGGACCAACAGCAACAACCAUUCCAGUCCAAGUCAGACGAAUAGUAAGGCAGAGCCUUCAACUGACCACAAGGAUCCUGACCCGCUUUGCUUCACCAAGAAGGAGGUGCGUGACAUCAUUUUUGAGCGGAAUGAGCUCAAAACCAACCUCUUCCUGGUGCAAGAAGAGCUUAACUACUAUCAAAGAGAGAUUCUGAACGAGGAACGGUGCCCCGGGUUCCUCUUGGAAGCCGUGCGAUCGGCCAUCACAAAAAGAAGAAAAGUCAUCAAAGCCAAGAUGCUUGGAAUUCCUCCCCCUGACUCCAGCAGUGAUGAGGAAGACAAAGGUCCUGUGAUGGAAGUGGAUGGUACAGAAAAGCCAGCAGAAUCACGCAUUCGAAACCUCUUUGGCUUCCUGACGUGGUCGGGCAGCGGCCGGAGCCCCACCCACAUGAGCAACGCCACGUCCAGCUGGGAGAUCAUCGCGGACUCCGAGGCCAGCGGGGAAUCCCAGCAUUAGAUGACAAGUUUGUUUUAAAGCCGUCCCCGCAACCCUUUUAUCCCGCCGCUUGUUUUAAUAGAAUGCGCUUCUGCUCCUGUAAGCUUUCCAGCAUUAUCACAAAAAUACUAUGCAACUGGAAGAAGAGACAGACCUCGCUCACUUUUUCUUUAUCUAUCACAGCUCAUUUUAUAUCCUGCCAUUUUGUUUUCAGUCAGUAAAGAAAAAAACGUACAUAAUUGUACUAAUCACCAUAUGAGGAGGACGUUUAAUUCCAAUUACCUGAAAAAAGUUAGCACUUAUAUGUAUACGUCCUUUAUUUCUUUUAAAAAACAAAGACUACCAAAUAUAUUUUGAAUGAGAAGUGCACUCUAACAAGGAUUUAAAAUGUAAGGUUAAGCGCUUUCUGUUAUAAGUUAUUAUAAGAAUUUAAUCAUAGUUCUAUUAUGGUACUUUUAUUUAAUUCGGUGAGUUUUAAAUGAUUUAUGAUGAGGUAUUACCCUUCUUUUGCAGUCACUGCAUUUUAACCCCAUGAGUCUUAAAACGCUGCUUAUACAGUAUACUGUAUGUUUGUAUGUCUUAGGAAACUAUUCUCACAAGACUUGAGUUGGACUAAUACACUGUAUAUAGCAGAAAAAAAUUGUAUUUUUGGGGUUUGCUAACUUUUUUUAAAUUAUGGGGGGAAAGAAAUUGUAUAUAAAUAUGUAUAUAUCUGAAUUUGACUUGACCCUAAGACCCAAACCACAACUGACAGCUUUGAGAUUAUUAUGAAUAUAGACUUGUGUGGCAAAAUGGAGCAUUCACACUGCAACAGGCCGUUUUUUCCUCAGCGUUAAUUGCACUAUAGGUAUGCUAAUGGUGGUGGAAAUCAGAUCAGUUUGAGCAUAAUAUAAUGCUUAAAAAUACAUAUAAUUUCAUGGUAAAUGUUCUUGAGAACACAUUGGUCCUUGCAUAUAGCAUUUAUUGGGUCUUUAUUUAAUGGUGUUGCAAUGUAUGUGUAUAAACAUUUGAAUUUAGAAAAAAAAAAAAAAAAAAAAAGGGUCUGCUUGUGUGGCCCACAGCAAUGCAUUGCCAGUGAGCACUUUUUAAAUAUGAGAGGCAGCACAAAAUCCUUAUAGUUAUUUUUCCUCCAAUAGCAUUUGCAGUUUAUUUUUGUAAGCAUGGAUUUUAUUUCUGAAAAAAAAAAAAGAAAUUUGAAUGCAA
Molecule: messenger RNA, 2657 nt
Organism: Phycodurus eques (leafy seadragon)
Lineage: Eukaryota; Metazoa; Chordata; Actinopteri; Syngnathiformes; Syngnathidae
Gene: rilp
Product: Rab interacting lysosomal protein
Biological process (GO): cilium assembly
Cellular component (GO): cytoplasm; ciliary basal body
Molecular function (GO): protein dimerization activity
Source: RefSeq, a predicted model, not a curated record